AUGUCGCUCCGCUCACUUGAUAUGAGCGACCAAGACAUCGAAAAUGCUCUGGUACCUGGAGCUGCCGGAGGGCUUUCUCUCCAACAAUAUCCUUAUGAGUGCCCAGACCCAAGCUUUGAGUAUGCCAGUGAGAGAGAUUUCCUCAAGCCUACUGUCGUGAACCCCUACGGACCACCAUCAAAAACACCAUCAAAAACUAAGAAACUGUGCGAUCAGGCAGGGCGACCAACUGCUGUCCCGAACCUCGACGAUGUUGAGGCCUUCAUGUCUGAGCCAGAUUAUGUGGAACAACCAAAGUCUGAACUAGAAACUCUGCUUGCAUCUCAGCACAUCCAGAACCCAUACCCUUACCCCGGCGACACUGCUCUUCUGCCAUCAUACAGCUCUGAGCCCCCAGAAUCCACCUAUGCAAUCAAUCUGAGAGAGCAAGUGAAGCAUGCUCUUGCAAAUGCUUGGAAGUAUGAUCCGAUUGGAUGCUCGGUCAAGGCCGCCUUUCAGGUCGCUCGAGAUCUACCUAGUAUCCCAAACCAUAGCCUCGCCAAGCAAGAGCACAGCUGGACCACAGGAGGGAAGUUGACAACGGUGAAGAAAGCGCGAAACGCGGCUCGGAUAGAUUUCGAGCAAGCCAGAAAACAGUACGAGUGGAUAAAGAGCUCGGAUGAGGAUGAUGAGAUUCUCAACUUCACUGGUACUAUCAUCGACCAAGAACUUGACGAGUUCUAUGGCCCCGAUGGUACUGAUCUACGUCCUAUUGACAAUGGCUCUGAUGAUGAAGGCUUCUGUGAGCCAGAUACCAUCGUCACCACAACAUUCUCGUUGCCUGAUAAGUCUCUUUUGGAAGAAGGAGUUACCCCGGGAGGGAUCUUCCAAGACUCGGGCAUUUCCAUGGAUGAAGGUUACGCCGAAUAUUCUCUUGCCCACUCACUCCCCAACACUGCCAAAGAAAUCACGGGAAUGGUCCCAAGUGAUUGGCCAACAUUCAACGCAGACGUCGCAUCUCUUCGAGUCCCGAUUCAGAGAGGUCGAUGGCUCGGACUGGUUGGAGACCAGAAGCAGUGUCAAUGGCCUGGAAGACGGCAAGGGCCUUACGAUCUUGAUGGCCUUCACUCUUGGGUUCGCGCUUCGAACAGCGAUCAUGUGGAGAUUCUGAAUGAACCUGAAGCUGGCAGCAACGGUAGUCAAGAUAUGGCGGGGUCUUUCACUCCGCAGCCUGUUGUGAGAGAGACUUCCGUUGGUCGCGAUAUCGAAGCGGCCGUUAGCCAAGAUGUCGACGCCACAGGUGCACGAUUCACGGCAGCUUUGGCUGUUGCUGAAACUCGAGAUGCAGACCAGAUGGUGGACACCCCAAUUGUCGACACUACUUAUGAGUCCCCACUGUCAGCUAAGGUCACAUUAUCAAUCGAGCCGGUGGAGCGUGCUCAAGAAGUUUCCGAACCUGUUGAGGGGAAAGUCAACGACAAGCCCUCGGAAUCUACACCUCAACUUUUGGGCCAGGAGCAAUCUCACUUUCUCCAUGGCAACAACAAGAGCGGAAGAUUAAUCGAAAAUGAAGAACGAUUUCAUGAACUUCCCACCUCCGACAAGGAAACAGACAACAACAAGACUUCCGAAGUUGUACCUCAAUUGGUGAGCGAGGAGCGAUCUCAACACUUUCCUGGCUCCAUCGAAAACGGGAGCGACAACGAACCCUCUGUAUCUACACCUCACGUCAUUGGAGAAGUCCCACAGAUCCAAACUGACGUAAAGGUGCAUGUGCGUCGCAACAUCCUUACUACGCCAUUCACCACCCCAGUGAAUCAACGAAUCAGACAGGUCCAAAAGGUCCAAGUGGAUACACCAGCAACUCCUGCGACGGUCAACAUCAAUCUCACGCCGGAGUACGACAGUGAUAUGGAUGCUGACGAUGCCUCUGAUGGCAGCCUCGAAGUUGGCCUGCCCAGUUCUCCAACCAUUGAUACUCAAAAGGGGCAGAGCGCGCUGGGUCGUUACGUGCAAGAGACGAAAUCGCAACCAAAUCUCGCCCUUCAAGGCAGUAGCACGGUUAGCCUUGAUGGCAGCGAAUCCGAGGAAGUUUUGCUGAUUCCCACGCAGCAGCGCCCCAGCCCACCAGAGGGCCAUGCAGGAUUCAGCAAAGGUGUGGAGCUCCAUCAGAAGAAGAGCGAUGCGGUAUUCACUCUCGGCACGCCUAAAGCAUCACAAGGAACCCCCUCUUCUAGCAAGGCAGCUCAUAUCCCCGCUACACCAGCAAAUGGAGAGGACUCCGCCUCCCUCCGCCCUACCACGCCUUUCCAGCAUGACGAUCGCAACCAUCGCUUCGAUAGUCCAAGCACGCCCACUCCGGCGUCUAAACCUGACGAACAGCCUCGCGGUGACUCUUCCCCUAGCAAGAAGAGCGUCAUGAAAAUCUUCCAGAGUUCAAAGCUGGGGAUCCGGAGCCCAGAGCGUGCAAGACCGAGCCCCGAGAUCGCCGUCGCCCCUACUACCCCCGCGGCCGGAGCUGGAGCCGGUGAGCAGUAUCGCGGUAGCCCUUUCGGCGGCCAGGGCUUGCUUUUCCAGAAGGCGAAGAAGAACGAGAGGGAUACGAAGAACGUGCUCAACAGCCUGAAACUGAGCCCCGAGCGAGGAAGCGGACACCCUGUGCGAGAGGUUCCGGAAGAUUACGGGGAUGAGCUAGCCGGUGAGGAAGGCGUCGAGGUGUACAAGGAAGGGAAAGGGGGUCCAGAGACACGCGGGCCCAUGGGUUCGAGAUUCGAUCUCGGAGCCCGUGGUGGAAGAAAGGUGGCUCAGGCUGUUGUGGUGCCGAGCGUGAGGUCUCGUGACGAGAACGACGGAGGUCAGACUGAGGGAGUGCAGAGCCAAGAGCCGCGGAAGAAGAAACCGAGGAGGUCCACGCGCGGUGUUGGGGGUGCGGAUGUUCCGGAUGCGGGGCCCUUGUUCGAACACCGAGAGGGAUACCAUCACAGCUAG
Messenger RNA from Letharia lupina, 2967 nucleotides. RefSeq lists its product as uncharacterized. Bases 1 to 2967 code for a protein of 988 amino acids. NCBI's taxonomy places the organism in Eukaryota, Fungi, Ascomycota, Lecanoromycetes, Lecanorales, Parmeliaceae. The record is from RefSeq and is a predicted model, not a curated record. The transcript is spliced from 3 exons.